AUGCCACCAAUUGUCCACUGUGUCCGUCACGGACAGGGAUUUCACAAUGUUGGCGGUGGAUGCUACACUCUUCUUGACCCUUACCUGACCACCUUGGGCGAAGAGCAAUGCAUGACCUUGCGACAGACGACCUUUUCAGACCAGUCGAAGAUAUCUCUCAUCCUUGCUUCUCCGCUGCGCCGAACACUUCAGUCCGCCUAUCUAUUGUUUCAGCCAGCACUGAAGACCAACCGGAAGUGUCACCCCGAAAUCAUUGCCAUUCCUGAUGCCCAAGAAACCUCGGACGACCCGUGCGACACUGGAAGUGAUACAACAAUCCUCUACAAUGUAGUAACGGAAACCAAGUGGCCUGUCAACCUUGAUCUGGUUGAGGACAACUGGAACUUGAAGGAUUUGGGGACUCGCUAUAGCCCAGAAAGCAACGCAAUAGCAGACCGAGCUCGCGAAGUCCGUAUUAAUUAA
Colletotrichum abscissum is the source of this 462-nucleotide messenger RNA. Its product is annotated as phosphoglycerate mutase family protein. The coding region runs from base 1 to 462 and encodes 153 amino acids. Lineage: Eukaryota; Fungi; Ascomycota; Sordariomycetes; Glomerellales; Glomerellaceae. The transcript has a single exon. Gene Ontology annotation, cellular component: cytoplasm. Gene Ontology annotation, molecular function: phosphatase activity. The record is from RefSeq and is a predicted model, not a curated record.